Molecule: messenger RNA, 2660 nt
Organism: Oncorhynchus kisutch (coho salmon)
Lineage: Eukaryota; Metazoa; Chordata; Actinopteri; Salmoniformes; Salmonidae
Product: palmitoyltransferase ZDHHC20
Exons: 12
Coding region: 255-1322 (355 amino acids)
Molecular function (GO): palmitoyltransferase activity
Source: RefSeq, a predicted model, not a curated record
AGUGAUUUUCAGGUCGGAAAGCCGGAGCUGAAGAAAGAGGCCCGAGUUCCCAAAUUGAAAUUGCGAGUUGGAUGACCGUUCAAAUGUAUUUUUUUCAGUCGGAGCUCGUUUUUUUCCGAGGUCCCAGUUGUUUUAACGCACUGAAGUCGGAAGUAUGAGAUUUCCAAGUUCUCAGUUGUUUGAACGCGGCAUUAGUCAAUUGAAAAGUCUGAAGCUUUGACGUCACACCACAAUUUUCCCCAGUCGGAUUAAAGAUGGCGCCGCAUCAUGUUCUAAGGUGCUGUCAGCGGAGUUUAUCUUGGAUACCUGUUAUUUUCAUAAACCUUGUCGUUGGCUGGUCUUAUUAUGCAUACGUCGUUGAACUCUGUAUCUUAACAAUCCCAAAUAAUGCAGAAAAAAUAUCAUACCUAGUUGUCUUUCACCUGUUCUUCAUUAUGUUCAUCUGGUCCUACUGGAAGACUAUCUGCAGCAGGCCCGCCAACCCCUCUAAAGAGUUUUGUCUGCCCAAAGUGGAGAAAGAGCAGUAUGAGAAGGAGGAACAUCCAGACACUCAGCAGGAGAUCCUGAAGAAGGUGGUGGUAGGAUUGCCUGUCUAUACACGCACUGGGACAGGAGCCGUCCGGUACUGUGACCGCUGUCUGGUGAUCAAACCCGACCGCUGCCACCACUGCUCCACCUGUGACAUGUGUGUACUGAAGAUGGACCAUCACUGUCCAUGGGUGAAUAACUGUGUUGGAUUUUCAAACUACAAGUUCUUUGUCUUGUUUCUGGCCUACUCCAUGCUGUAUUGUGCAUUCAUCGCCGCUACCGUCCUGCAGUAUUUCAUCAAAUUCUGGACAAAUCAACUGCCUGACACUCACGCCAAAUUCCACGUGUUGUUUCUGUUUUUUGUGGCGGCCAUGUUCUUCAUCAGCAUCCUGUCGCUUUUCAGCUACCAUCUCUGGCUUGUGGGAAAGAACAGGACCACCAUAGAGGCUUUCAGGGCUCCUGUCUUCAGAAAUGGCCCAGACAAGAAUGGCUUCUCUCUGGGGUUCAGUAGGAACAUGGCUGAGGUCUUUGGAGACCAGAAGAAGUACUGGAUGUUUCCCAUCUACACCAGUCACGGUGAUGGUAACAGUUUUGUCACCCGGUUGGUGAACUUAGAUCCUGAGCAGAUAGCUGUGGGCCUCCAGAUCAACGGCAAAAGCUCUGUAGAUUGUCCUGCAAGCCCCAAGCAUGUCCUUGGCGACACCAUCAACCACAUUGAGGACCAUCAGGAUGGCAGCUUCGACAAAACUGAUGUAGCCGAGACGGUCACAGUCACCAUAGAGAGCGAGUCAUAGACAGGUAAGCCUAUGGAUGACUCCCGCUGAAGUGUGCGCGUUUCCUACAGAGCUUAGAGAGGAAACUGAUGACCACCCAUGAUCUUUGAUUACCGUGUUGGCUCAAAUCUGCCAAGAGACAACUGAGCCAUCAACUGUGAUGCCUUACAACCAGCAGAAUCUGUCUAAACAAAAAACACCCCUUAUCACCUGCAGCACCCCUACUACCAUGGACAAAUGUCAAGUAACAGCUCUUGUAUGGACAUAUUUUCUAUUGCCAUUCUUACAUCCGCCAAACAGCAUUCCUGGUAUGAUGGACACAACCUGGACUGUCAUGGACGCUACAUCUUACAUCAGCUGUCUAAGUCCUCACCAAGCACAUACACUCUGACACUUCAUCUUUGUUUUUAACCAAAGCUUUUUUUUUGUAACUAUGAUUAAUCUCUGGGACUACUCUGUUAUUCAAGCCAAAAAAAAGUAGACUCUUUGCACUAUCUUAGAUUAUUUCAGGAAAAGUGCAGGAAAAUAAUUGCUUUACACUUAUACACCUCAGUCGAAUUAGUAUUGACUUUCUUUAUUGGUAAAUGUUUACUGUUUCUUUCCCCAGAAACUCAGUCACUGGCUUUGAUUGGGUUAAGCCCAGGGAAUACAAUGUUCAGGGCCUCAAGACGCAACGUCUCAGUUGACUGUAGUGUGUGUACUGUAUGUACUUUACAUUUGAAACCUGUGGAGGGCGCAAAGCAUAUCCAUUGAUUUCAACAGGCCAUAUAGUCUUACAGUAGGUUUGCAUGAAAAAAGGCUUUGUAGGACCCUAUGCCAUAUCCUUUCCUGCUUAACAUCGUAAUUUAAAGCUAGAACACUUAGUUUUUGGGAUUAUAAAUUAAUGAUCUCAUUGAUUCUUGAAUAUAACUUAUAAAUGACUCGUGAGCUUAGUUCAACUGUCAUACAUACCCCUACAGAUUUAUUUUUUACUAUGUUUGUAAACAACAAAUGUAAAUGCACUAUAGCUUCAGAAAAUGGUUAAAACUAUCCUUUUUAUAUUUUUGACGAUAAUUCCUUGCAGCCAUAGCUCUGUCUAUGAAUUUGAGUGGUUACAUUUCUCCAGGCCCAUCCCUCAGCUUUUUACCAAAACUGAGGCGGGGUAACACUUUGUCAUUGUUUCAACUGCUGAUUCUAGCUUUUAAAUGUGCCUGCAGUUAAGUUGUUCAGAUUUAUUUUAUUUUUUUCUGUUGUAUGGAAGGAUAAAGGUUAAGUACAGUGCCAUAGUAAAUGGUUCACCUUAGCAUGGUGUAAUUACUUUAAAAUGUCUGUUUGCAAUUUUAAACAGUUGAUUUUUGCUAAUACACAUUUGAAGUGUCA